AUAUGAUUACACACACACACACACACACACACUUUUAUGUAUAAAUAUGUAUAUACAUAUACAUUUAUCCUGUUGAUGGCAGUCUACAGUGAUAGUUGUUAUGUAGUGUUUUUUACACCAUCUUUUAAGGUUUAAAAAUGUAUCAGUUACAUGCAGUUUUAUAUUUUUACUAGUGAAAUUAUAGAAUUUUCAGAUUCAUAGACAAAGUCAGAGGUUGACAUGUCUGAACCAGUUAGUCAUCCUUUUUGGUUCUGACAUCUGUUUCAUCUACAACUUCCUACCUUGUAAAGCCAACUUUUUCUAUCUUUCUUUAAAAGCACCAGCCAGAUUCGUCCUCAUCUCCAGUGACAUGCAAGGACAGUGGAAGUACUGCUGGAGAUGAAAGACGCGAGUCUUCUGAACCACAGCAGCCAGAAUUGUCCCCAUAUACAGUGCCAUCCGAGGACAGUGGAAGUGCUGCUGGAGAUGAAAGACGCGAGUCUUCUGAACCACACCAGCCAGAUUCGUCCCCAUCUCCAGUGCCAUCCGAGGACAGUGGAAGUGCUGCUGGAGAUGAAAGACGCAAGUCUUCUGAACCACAGCAGCCAAAAUUGUCCCCAUAUACAGUGCCAUCCGAGGACAGUGGAAGUUCUGCUGGAGAUGAAAGACGCAAGUCUUCUGAACCACAGCAGCCAGAAUCAUCCCCAUAUACAGUGCCAUCCGAGGACAGUGGAAGUGCUGCUGGAGAUGAAAGACGCGAGUCUUCUGAACCACAGCAGCCAGAAUCAUCCCCAUAUACAGUGCCAUCUGAGGACAGUGGAAGUGCUGCUGGAGAUGAAAGACGCGAGUCUUCUGAACCACAGCAGCCAAAAUUGUCCCCAUAUACAGUGCCAUCCGAGGACAGUGGAAGUGCUGCUGGAGAUGAAAGAUGUGAGUCUCCAGGCCAAUGCAACAAACCACUACCACCUGGCAAUGCAUGUCUUUGGUGCCCUCACAACUGCAAGCACUUUAAAAGAACUGGAUGACAUGGUUCAAAGUGCUACAGUUGUCUUCUCCAGUCCAUGCUGUGGUGCAAGUGUUGAGAAGCACUUCAAGAACCUGCAAUCGUGGCUGCAGAAAAAAGGGACUCCAUUGGAUGAGACUACCAAGUCUAGGGGUGACGCAGAGGACUUGAAGGAUAUUACAGGAAGCAACAGAUUUGCAAAACGUUGCAAUGCAAUUAUUUCUAAUGCCCCACUGGACAAGCAUGGAGAGGUCAAUGUGUACCAAUGCAAAGGGCUUAUUGAUCACCUCAAGAAAUACGUUCUGCCAUUUGCUGGAUUAUGGACCGGGAUAAUGCUAGGUGACCUUGGACGACAUGGGACAGGACCACAGUAUAAGCAGUGCUCCAGGAGAUACAAUGCCCUGAGAAAGCUUACAAGACAAAACAUUACACAGGACAACAAAACUCAAGGAGUAAUGGAAAAGAGUCAGUGGGACUUGAAACAUAUUCGUUUUACUUCUGGCCGGCUCACCAGGCUUGAUGACUUUGUAGCCCAGUAUCGGAUUAGCCACACUGCACUCCUGAAGGAGUAUGAGGACUCCGAAAGAGUUUUCCGAAGGAAGACUUACAGAGUAGAAAAAGAAAUAUGGAAAGAAAAGCAACAGAAAAAACGGGGAAGAUAUGUCUCAGCAAUUCCCAAGCCUUUCCAUUUCAAGACAUCAAAAAAGAAGUCCUCAGUGUCUGAGGGUCCCAUUGGAAAACAAAUCUCGCCACCACAGCUAAGGUCAUCCCUGGAGGGGGACCAUGAAAACAUUGUUGACAACAAGGCAAAGACAACAGCAACCCCACAGGAUCAAGUAAGAAUACUUUCUUUUAUCAAAUGUUCAUACUCAUAGUAUUACCUUUUAAAUGUUCUAGUUUGAUUGAAUAUUUUAAAGAAUAAAAACAGUAGUUAAAAUAAAAAAUCUUAUUGAAACACAUUACCUUUCUGUUUAACUGUCUUUUAUGUUUGGUUGAAAUUUGUAGCUCACCUCUUUGUGG
This is a messenger RNA of Carassius carassius (crucian carp), 2002 nucleotides long. RefSeq lists its product as uncharacterized. The transcript has 13 exons. Bases 379 to 1857 code for a protein of 492 amino acids. NCBI's taxonomy places the organism in Eukaryota, Metazoa, Chordata, Actinopteri, Cypriniformes, Cyprinidae. The record is from RefSeq and is a predicted model, not a curated record.